Molecule: messenger RNA, 2340 nt
Organism: Tachyglossus aculeatus (Australian echidna)
Lineage: Eukaryota; Metazoa; Chordata; Mammalia; Monotremata; Tachyglossidae
Gene: NOL10
Product: nucleolar protein 10
Exons: 21
Coding region: 5-2071 (688 amino acids)
Biological process (GO): maturation of SSU-rRNA from tricistronic rRNA transcript (SSU-rRNA, 5.8S rRNA, LSU-rRNA)
Cellular component (GO): nucleus; 90S preribosome; small-subunit processome
Molecular function (GO): protein binding
Source: RefSeq, a predicted model, not a curated record
CGCCAUGCAGGUGUCCAGCCUCAACGAGGUGAAGAUCUACAGCCUGAGCUGCGGAAAGUCCCUCCCCGAGUGGCUUUCCGACAGGAAGAAGAGAGAGCUGCAAAAAAAAGAUGUCGAUGUUCGAAGAAGAAUUGAGCUUAUUCAGGACUUUGAAAUGCCUACAGUUAGUACCACCAUUAAGGUGUCAAAAGAUGGACAGUAUAUUUUGGCAACUGGAACGUACAAACCACGUGUUCGAUGCUAUGACACCUAUCAGCUAUCAUUGAAAUUUGAGAGAUGCUUAGAUUCAGAGGUGGUCACAUUUGAAAUACUAUCUGACGACUACUCAAAGGUGGUUUUCUUGCACAAUGAUAGAUACAUUGAAUUUCACUCGCAAGGAGGUUAUUACUAUAAAACCAGGAUACCUAAGUUUGGGAGAGACUUCUCUUAUCACUAUCCAUCCUGUGACCUCUACUUUGUUGGCGCAAGCUCUGAAGUGUAUAGGCUAAAUCUGGAACAAGGACGGUACUUGAAUCCCCUGCAGACAGAUGCUUCGGAGAACAUUGUUUGUGACAUAAAUUCCACGCAUGGCUUAUUUGCUACUGGAACAAUAGAGGGGAGGGUGGAAUGUUGGGAUCCAAGAACCAGAAAUAGAGUUGGCGUCUUGGACUGUGCUUUAAGCAGCGUCACCGCAAAUACAGAAAUAGAGACUUUACCAACGAUCUCAGCCCUGAAAUUUAAUGGAGCUUUGAAUAUGGCAGUUGGGACAUCUACGGGACAGGUUUUGUUAUAUGAUCUCCGCUCUAGUAAACCACUAAUAGUUAAGGACCACCAGUAUGACUUGCCUAUCAAGUCAGUCCAGUUCCAGGAUUCUUUGGAUUUGGUUUUGUCUGCCGAUGCCCGAAUUAUCAAAAUGUGGAACAAGGACACAGGGAAAAUAUUUACCUCUAUGGAGCCGGAACAUGAUAUUAAUGAUGUGUGUCUGUAUCCUAAUUCAGGAAUGCUUCUGACAGCCAACGAAACCCCCAAAAUGGGUGUCUAUUACAUUCCGGUUCUGGGCCCUGCCCCAAGAUGGUGCUCUUUCCUAGACAACUUGACCGAAGAACUAGAGGAGAAUCCUGAAAGCACAGUUUAUGAUGAUUACAAAUUUGUCACCAAGAAAGACCUAGAAAAUUUAGGACUUACUCAUCUCAUUGGAUCACCUCUCCUCAGAGCAUAUAUGCAUGGCUUUUUCAUGGAUAUAAGACUGUACCACAAGGUGAAAUUGAUGGUAAACCCAUUUGCAUAUGAAGAAUACAAAAAGGAUAGGAUUAGGCAGAAAAUAGAAGAAGCACGCGCUCAAAGAGUCAAAAUAAAGAAACUUCCAAAGGUUAAUAAAGAGCUUGCUCUCAAGCUGAUUGAGGAAGAGGAGGAGCGGCAGCAGUCCACAUGGAAAAAGAAGAUGAAGAGCGUACCCAACAUUCUCUCCGAUGAUCGAUUCAAAGUUAUGUUUGAGAACCCCGAUUUCCAGGUGGAUGAGAAGAGUGAAGAAUUUAGACUUCUGAAUCCUCUUGUUUCUAAAGUCAGUGAGAAAAGGAAAAAGAAGCUGCGACUUCUGGAACAACAAGAAGCUCUGGAACAGGAAGAGGAGAACGAACGGGAAGGAAAACCAAGUGAUGCGGAAAGUUCUGAGACUUCAGAUGAUGAAAAAGACUGGGUUGAAGAGGUCAGGAAACAGCGAAAACUUAUCCACCAAGAGGAAAAAGUGAGGCGGCAGGAAAGGCUCAAGGAGGAUCAGCAAACAGUACUGAAGCCCCAGUUUUAUGAGAUCAAAGCAGGAGAAGAAUUCAGAAGCUUCAAGGAUUCUGCCAAAAAGCAAAAGUUAAUGAAAAAACCUCUUGAAGAUCGUUUGAAGCUAGAAGCAAAACUUGGAACCCUGAAUGUGUCUGAUACCACCGUUGGUAGCAAGCAGUUGACAUUCACAUUAAAGAGGUCAGAGCAGCAGAAGAAACAGCAUGAAGCAGAGAAGCAGCAUCACCUGGAAAGGAAGAGACUUCGCCGCUCGGCCGGUCACCUGAAGAGUAAGCGUGGAAGAGGGCGGCCAUUCCAUUGAUGGCAAAAGCGUAUUUCAAAGCCUCCAGAAAAUCGAACCAUUGAAGUUUAUCCUGGGCUAAAACUCAAGCUUGGGGCCACAGUCUUUUCUCCCGCAAUAACUGCUAUCACUCAACAUGAAACCACCAUGAAACCAUUUUUCCUGCUCCGUUUAGCAUGUAUUACCGGACAGAUUUGUGUUUCGUGCACACGGAUCUUUUUGAUAGUUGAUGAUUUUUGUUUGUUUUGAAAAGUUGUUUCUCAAAUCGCCGAGAUACGAAUAGUCUGAUG